AAUACGAGACCCUUGAGUGGAAGCUCGCCAGUGGUUGGGCGACAACGACGUGCGAAAGGGUUCCGAAGUGUAGCCUUCGCGUGCGUUCCUUUGUACCGGAAGGUCCGAAGAACAACGUAUCACGAAAUUCACCUUGCUAAACCUAGAGCACCAGGACCUUCGGCCGUCCGUCAGUUUGAGGACUUGGGCGGCUGCGUUCGGUUCGAGGGUAUUCAAGAUCAAGUGAACUCAUCUUGAAGCGAGACUAACGUGGAAAAAUAAAUGGUAGAAUAGAAGAGCUCUCUGGUCAGAGACGCAAGUAGUUGUCGUGUGCUGUGGACGUUUCGGACCUGAAAAAUGUAGUUAUCGUGGUGCUUGCAGGUUUCCAAUGAGAUCUUCAGGGACAAGAUCUACCAGGAGGUAGUAGACGGAUCAUCACAUAUUCUAAACUUGAUGGAUAGGAUAGGCGACACCCUUACAACCGAGCGCCUGGACUUCAUUUGGAGCACAUGUGUCCAGCAGGAGCCUGAGUUGAAGUUUGCCUUGAACCAGGUGCUUGCGGAACUGACAAUGAAUAUGAAAGACGAGCUGAAGUUGCACCUUUUUGGGAGAAUGCGGCAGGGACCUGGUGGAACAGUUGGGUGGGGGGGGGCAUGAGGAGGUGCUCGAGUUUCUGGAACGUCUCGGGUGCAUGGACGGGUGUACAGACGACUACACCUGUAUCACAAGUGUGUCGUCCUCGCUCACCGUUGGUUUGCAGGGGCGAAACUGUGCACCAGGCACUGCAGGAUCUGCUGUGGUCUCUCUUGCGCGUUCCAUACGUCUUAAGUCACCCUUGCUGGGAGACAGCUUCGGAGGUUCUGGUGCCAGCGGAUGAAGGUCAGCGGAGGUCGGAUCUCGCCGAUAUCUUGGAAAGAAAUACGUUCAUCGACUGCUCCGCCUUAAGGACGAGAGCGGGAGUGCCGCAGACGACGAAAAGCAAGUCAAGGUCACCGGGUUCGUCGAGAAACUCCAAGAAACGGUUCGUGGAAUCUGUCACGAGCCACUUCUGGACAUCUACUGGAGAGCAUCGACACUGACAUGUUCGGCGUUGUUUCGUGGCGAUGCCGGUGCAAAGCUCCCACGGCGCACACGGCAUGCCUCUUCAGCUUGAUGACCAACAUGGACCAUCCGCUUAGAUGUGGUGGGUGCAGAUCAUCAAUGACAUUUGGUAAAUCACGGAGCAGUGGCAGAGAAAACGAAAUACUCAACUUUCACCAUGCAGCCGGAGCUGCAGACGCAGAUUCUAGCGGGGGUUAGCUUGUAGCAGGGAACCUGGCAUCGUAUCCGCGGAAAAAUAGAAUAGAUGAGGAAGAGCAUGAUGGUGGGUUGGACCG
This is a messenger RNA of Ectocarpus siliculosus, 1355 nucleotides long. Lineage: Eukaryota; Phaeophyceae; Ectocarpales; Ectocarpaceae. The record is from the annotation of a GenBank genome assembly.